Molecule: messenger RNA, 1011 nt
Organism: Chaetomium globosum CBS 148.51
Lineage: Eukaryota; Fungi; Ascomycota; Sordariomycetes; Sordariales; Chaetomiaceae
Exons: 3
Coding region: 1-1011 (336 amino acids)
Biological process (GO): L-threonine catabolic process; L-serine catabolic process
Molecular function (GO): L-serine ammonia-lyase activity; pyridoxal phosphate binding; threonine deaminase activity
Source: RefSeq, a predicted model, not a curated record
AUGGGCUCCUUCUCCCCCGAGCCGCCCAAGCCAUGGGUCGAGACGCCCCUCAUCUUCUCGCCGCCUGUCUCGCGAGCGGCAGGGUGCAAUAUCUUCCUCAAGCUCGAGAACACCCAACCAUCCGGCUCCUUCAAGUCUCGCGGAAUCGGCAACAUGAUGCUCACGGCCUCCUCCACCACCCUCCCCGACGAACAACUGCACUUCUACUGCUCCUCCGGCGGCAACGCAGGGCUAGCCUGCGCCACAACCGCCAUCACCCUCAACCGGCCCGCCACCAUCGUGGUGCCGACCUCCACCUCGGAGUUCAUGGUCACCAAGCUGCGCGAGCUGGGCGUCGAGGUCAUCCAGACGGGCGCCAGCUGGGCCCGAGGCCGACGCCUUCCUGCGCGAGUCCCUCCUCACCCCCGCAGGACGGCAUGCGCAAGGGUCUACGUGCCCCCCCUUCGACCACCCGGACAUCUGGGCCGGCGCCGCCACCCUCGUCGACGAGAUCGCCCUGGACUUUUGGCCCUGUCGGCGGCCGCUUCUUCCGGCCGCGGCGGACUGGAUGCCGUGCGGCUUGGCGGUGGUGGUGGUGGUCGCACCACCCGGGUGCUCGCGAUGGAGACGGUUGGGGCCGAGAGCCUGUACGCCAGCGUGCAGGCCGGCGAGAUGGUCACGCUGCCGGGGAUCACGUCCAUCGCGACGAGCCUGGGCGCCCGCCGCGUGUCGGAGAAGACGUGGGAGUGGUUCCAGAAGGUCGGCCCGGAGGGCAUGGUCUGCUCGACCGUCACGGACAAGGAGGCUGCGCUGGCGUGCGUGCGUUUUCUGGACGACGCGCGCAUCCUCAUCGAGGUGGCCUGCGGCGCGACAAUUGCGACGGCAUAUAAUGGGGAGCUGAGGCGGCAGCUGGGUAAGGGGUUGACGGAUGAGGAGUGGGCGAGCAGGAAUGUGGUGCUGGUGGUCUGCGGGGGGUCCCACACCAGCGCGGAGAUCCUCGCUAAGUAUAAGGCGACGUAUGGGAUGGAGUAA